AAAGCAUAUUAGCUCGAUUAAUGAAGUUGGUGGGCAUUCCUUCAUCCUAACGACAAGUAAGAACCCGAAGAGUCUUCUACUAAAUUUAGAUUCAAUUGUUCCUAAAUAAGAACAUGAUAGGAUAUUUAUUUGCUUUAUUGUUAUAUUUACCCGAAUCCUUCCUAACAUAAGAAUAGGAUAUUUAUGAAGUAAGUGAACUGACUGGCGAACAAUUACUUGAGAAUCUUUUAUGUCCUUUUUCUGGGUGUGAAACUGUGAUGAGUAUAGUGCAUGAACCAUAAGCAUGUUAGAUCCAGGUGGUGAAUUAGUGGCACCACAGUCUUCACCUACCAACUCUUCCAUCUCCUCCUCUGAUCUUGACACUCAGUCUACUGGAUCAUUCUUCCAUGACAGAAGCACCACACUAGGCACUCUCAUGGGGCUCACCUUCAGAGCCACACCUCAGAACACGGACUCACCUUCCGCCACUGCCACCGCCGUGGAAACCUCUCGGAGGGCUGUCAAGUCAAAGAGGAAUACGAAUCCCAACGCGGCAGAUUUCGUGGUUGCCAAGCGCCGGAGGAGGUGGUGGCAAUUUUGCAGUGACGGCGAUUCAAGGUCGGCUUCGCUGGGUGAGUUUCUGGAAGUUGAAAGGCGUUUCGGCGAUGCUGCUUUUUAUGAUACGGCUGCGGAGUUGGAAGGAUUGGUGGUGGAUUCACCGCAACAGAGGAACAGCGGGAGGGCGUUGUUUGCAGACGGGAGAAUUCUUCCACCGUCCGUUGUUGGUGAAAGAUCGUCCACCGCGGGAAGUCUUUGUAGUAGAUUUCCGGUUUCGCUUACCGGGAUCUGUAGCAGUGGUGGUGGAUGAGAUAAAGUUUGAUUUUUUAUUUUAAAUAAAAUUAAAGAAACAGAAAAAUUACUGUAUUUAUUUUUUUGUUAAUUGAAAUUUGCUGGGCUCUUGGUUUGAUUAAAUAUCAUGAAAUUAUUUAAGUA
This is a messenger RNA of Lathyrus oleraceus (garden pea), 972 nucleotides long. RefSeq lists its product as uncharacterized. The transcript is spliced from 2 exons. The record is from RefSeq and is a predicted model, not a curated record. NCBI's taxonomy places the organism in Eukaryota, Viridiplantae, Streptophyta, Magnoliopsida, Fabales, Fabaceae. Bases 284 to 847 code for a protein of 187 amino acids.